Molecule: messenger RNA, 1188 nt
Organism: Aphidius gifuensis
Lineage: Eukaryota; Metazoa; Arthropoda; Insecta; Hymenoptera; Braconidae
Exons: 4
Coding region: 1-1188 (395 amino acids)
Biological process (GO): SCF-dependent proteasomal ubiquitin-dependent protein catabolic process
Cellular component (GO): SCF ubiquitin ligase complex
Source: RefSeq, a predicted model, not a curated record
AUGGAGUCAGAAAAAGCUGCAAAAAAAGAAUUAGAUGAACCUAUGGAAAUGGAUUAUGAUUCUGAUUCUGAUUCUGAUUCUGAUUCUGAUUUUAAUUUUGAUUCCGAUUUGGGUUCUGAAUUUGAUUCUGAUUCUGAUUCUGAUUCUGAUGUAUGUGAAGAUUGGAAGAAUGAGUUUCUUUCUACAUGCCUUAAAGAAUUUAAAUUUAAUAGCAAUGAAAAAAAUUCAGUUAAUGAAAUACAUGAAAAAGCAAAUGAUUUGAAGUACGUGGUGAAUCUCUGUGGAACUAAUUUAACACGUUUAGAUGUAAAACAAUAUCCAAUUUCUCAAAUAAUGCCAAUAAUUAAUGCUAAUUGUCCAAAUCUUAAGUCACUUUCAUGUGCAUUCAAAGAAAUAAUGAGUCAAGAUUUUGAAAAUUGUUUUUCUAAUAUGUCUAAACUUAAAAAGCUGUCGAUUGAAUGGCAAUGUGAAAAUUCAACUCCACUAAUGACUUUAGCCAAGUCAAUAGAACAAACUGGUGGAACCUUAAAAUGUUUGAAACUUUCAUGUACCUUACAAGAAAAUGAUAUUUUCUCACCAGAUUCAUUGGCUUCGGUAUUUCCUCGACUAACUGCUUUGACUUAUUUGAAUAUAUUUGAAUUUGGGCUAAGUCAACUGUUACUUGAAUCGAUAAGUAAAAUGAAUAAGUUGACUGAUCUAUUAUUGAAGUCUGGGUGGCCGGAAAAUCAUCCAAUGUUUGAUACAUCAAUCAAUAUGUAUCCAAUUGGGAAUAUGAAAAAUCUCAAGUGGUUAUAUAUUGAUUGUGAUUAUGGCAUUACAGAUGAAUUUUUGAUAAAUCUUUGUAAUAAUGCUAAAAAAUUAACGGGUUUAAGUAUGACUGGCACAAAUAUAACGGAUACUGGUAUCAGUGCAAUUAAUAAUUUAGAAAAAUUAGACCAGUUCAGUAUUAAUUUAGGUUAUCGUCAACGAAAUGAAUUUAUCACUGAUGAAUCAAUUCAAUGUUUAUUUAAUCAAAAAUUGGACUACUUGGAUAUAUCAAAUUGCAUUAAUGUUACUGAUAAAUCAGUAACUUAUGAAGCUGUUGAAGAAAUACAAGAGUUAGGAAAACAACGUAAUAAACGAGUAAACGUACGUUAUUCUUUUGAAGUUUAUCAUGAUUAUUUUCGAAUCAAUAGUGAAAUUGAAUAA